GCCUGUGAUAGGUACUUGGAAGUUGGCACUAGAGAAGAAGACUGCCCGGCAAUAGACAGUUUCAGCAUGAGGACGGAGGAGAGAAGAUACACCCAAUAGGCUGUAGUCAUAAAUUUGGCUGUUUGCAGCUGCCUGUGCUAAGUAUGUCGUGAGAAGAACUCGGAAGUGGUGGUGUUAAUGAAGGAGAACACUCACCUUCGCAGCGAAUUCAAAGAUCUUAAAGAUGAAUUUUCUCUCCUGCGUAAUCCGGUAAAACGUGGUGUUGAAGAUGCUACGGAAAGCAGUCCACCGGAGGCUCCGGUGAGGGCAAAGCCGAAAGCCGAUGUCCAAACUGGCACCAUGUAUACUCCAAAGGAUAUGGAGGGUCUCUACAAGGCGUAUAAGGAUGCUCUGGCUGGCAAGGAAAUGGCCUUGCGUGAGGCCGAAUGUUUGAAGGAAAGAAUGGCAAAGGUAAGCGCGUCCAAGAUCCGAUUGGCUCAGCGAAGAUCCGUUGCGGCAAGAAAGACAACUCCAAGGAAUUUAAAAACCACCUUGGAGGCCGUUGAUGUCGAUAGCGACGAGGGCGAAGGCAACCUUCAGCGGAACAAACGCCGCGGCACGGUGGACAGUGCUCACGAACUUGAGCAGGCCAAGCUCCAGGAAUUCAGGGAGAAACGGCUGAAGGAGCUGAGAACAGGCAAGAAACAGGAGCUUGAGGAGCUUUGCAAGGAGGAGGGCGUUACCUAUAUCAGGUUGGAUCAGGCAAAGACAGACAUCGCGGAGAUACGUGCACGACGCGAUUUUGACGAAUGGUUCAAGACCAAAUCAUUACCUGUCGAUGAUGAUGAUCAGCGGUAUUCUACCUCGGUUGAAGAUACUAACGAGGCCUAGGGGGACUCCCUGAGCGCAUCCUACGUCUGGAGUCUUGCCCUUCUUCUUCGGGAUUAUCGAGGUUUGUUUGGUAAUGAGGAGCCAAUUCGGAUGUUGUAUGUGACUGCGACUCUUUGGAUAAACGGUUCCCACAUAC
Molecule: messenger RNA, 1006 nt
Organism: Chara braunii
Lineage: Eukaryota; Viridiplantae; Streptophyta; Charophyceae; Charales; Characeae
Source: the annotation of a GenBank genome assembly